CCUCUCGCUCUCCCGGUCCCUCACCUCGGCUCGGCCGCUCUCCCGUAGGUAUGCCGUGCUCCGAGGAGGUCGUCGCCGUCUCCCCCAGCAAGCGGGUCCGGCCUACCGAGAAUGGCGCCUCGCGACUCCGCUUCGUGGGGCUCUCGGAGCACGCCACGGCCCCCACCCGAGGGUCCGCGCGGGCCGCCGGCUGCGACCUGUACAGUGCCUAUGACUAUACGGUGCCACCUAUGGAGAAAGCUAUUGUGAAAACCGACAUUCAGAUAGCUGUUCCUCCUGGAUGCUAUGGAAGAGUAGCUCCACGCUCUGGCUUGGCUGUAAAACACUUCAUUGAUGUAGGAGCUGGUGUUAUAGAUGAAGAUUAUAGAGGAAAUGUUGGUGUUGUAUUGUUUAAUUUUGGGAAAGAGAAGUUUGAAGUAAAACAGGGCGAUCGGAUUGCACAGCUUAUUUGUGAACGGAUUUUUUAUCCAGAAAUAGAAGAAGUUCAAGUGCUGAAUGACACAGAACGGGGUUUGGGAGGUUUUGGUUCCACUGGGAAGAAUUAA
Jaculus jaculus (lesser Egyptian jerboa) is the source of this 545-nucleotide messenger RNA. Its product is annotated as deoxyuridine 5'-triphosphate nucleotidohydrolase, mitochondrial-like. The record is from RefSeq and is a predicted model, not a curated record. Lineage: Eukaryota; Metazoa; Chordata; Mammalia; Rodentia; Dipodidae. The coding region runs from base 51 to 545 and encodes 164 amino acids. The transcript has a single exon. Gene Ontology annotation, molecular function: magnesium ion binding; dUTP diphosphatase activity. Gene Ontology annotation, biological process: dUTP catabolic process; dUMP biosynthetic process.